Molecule: messenger RNA, 1153 nt
Organism: Erinaceus europaeus (western European hedgehog)
Lineage: Eukaryota; Metazoa; Chordata; Mammalia; Eulipotyphla; Erinaceidae
Product: mitochondrial import inner membrane translocase subunit Tim23
Exons: 7
Coding region: 143-772 (209 amino acids)
Biological process (GO): protein import into mitochondrial matrix
Cellular component (GO): TIM23 mitochondrial import inner membrane translocase complex; mitochondrial inner membrane
Molecular function (GO): transmembrane protein transporter activity
Source: RefSeq, a predicted model, not a curated record
CAGGAAGGUCAGCGUGUGGAGGAGCUGCUGGUGGCUACGGCGGGUUUACCCCCCUUCACAGUAGUUGCUGAAAGGCAGCGGCAGAGCCGGACAGCCUCGGCCGGAGGCGGUGAGGAGUAGACGGGCCGUUUGCCGGAACAGCAUGGAGGGCGGCGGGGGCAGUGGCAACAAAACCACUGGAGGUUUGGCCGGCUUCUUCGGAGCGGGCGGAGCCGGUUACUCGCACGCGGAUUUGGCGGGUGUCCCAUUGACUGGUAUGAACCCUCUGUCUCCUUAUUUAAAUGUGGAUCCACGAUAUCUUGUGCAGGAUAAUGAUGAGUUUAUUUUACCAACUGGAGCAAAUAAAACCCGGGGAAGAUUUGAACUGGCAUUUUUCACCAUUGGAGGAUGUUGUAUGACAGGGGCUGCAUUUGGGGCAGUCAAUGGUUUACGUCUAGGACUGAAGGAAACCCAGAACAUGGCAUGGUCCAAACCAAGAAAUGUACAGAUUUUGAAUAUGGUGACUAGGCAAGGAGCACUAUGGGCUAAUACACUAGGUUCUCUAGCUUUGCUGUAUAGUGCAUUUGGUGUCAUCAUUGAGAAAGCUCGGGGUGCAGAAGAUGACCUCAACACAGUAGCUGCUGGCACCAUGACAGGCAUGUUGUAUAAAUCUACAGGUGGUCUUCGGGGUGCUGCACGAGGUGGCUUCGCAGGACUAACACUUACCAGCCUCUAUGCACUAUACAAUAACUGGGAGCACAUGAAAGGCUCCUUUCUCCAACAGUCACUCUGAAGAUUUUGUCAACUUGUGAACAGAGGACAUUUUAGCCACCUGUGUCAAUUCAUAGCUCUGGAUUUUUUCUCUCAUAUAACCAUAUAUUUAGUUUUAAAAAUCGGAGAUACUGAAUUUCCUGUGAUGAAGAUCAUCGGUUACUGGCAUUCCUUCCACCCAAAACAUUUUGGUGGCUGAGUAAUGUGGUUCUCAUGUUUUGGAGAUCCUGCACUUGUUUUGUCUCCUAACUUUUGAAGUGGAAGCCAUUUACUCCCAGAAUUCAGGUCAUGAUUCUUCAGGUCAUACUGUUAUCACUAUAUUUGUUCAUUUAAUGAUUCAAAGCUAUAAUGUUGCCCUGUAUUUCCUAAUAAAGGGUGAAGAUAGAACCAAAGUCAAACUUAA